Messenger RNA from Diospyros lotus (date-plum), 2664 nucleotides. Its product is annotated as mechanosensitive ion channel protein 6-like. The transcript has 7 exons. Gene Ontology annotation, biological process: transmembrane transport; monoatomic anion transport. The coding region runs from base 1 to 2664 and encodes 887 amino acids. NCBI's taxonomy places the organism in Eukaryota, Viridiplantae, Streptophyta, Magnoliopsida, Ericales, Ebenaceae. Gene Ontology annotation, cellular component: plasma membrane. Gene Ontology annotation, molecular function: mechanosensitive monoatomic ion channel activity. The record is from RefSeq and is a predicted model, not a curated record.
AUGGUGGCUUCAAGCAACGACGCUGCAUUGGCGAGGAAGCAGUGUCAGCGGGGAAUGAAGGAGUCAACAGCAGAGAAUGUGGCCCAUCGUGAAGGCGAGCAGUCAAAUAAUACUUCUGUUUCUUCUUCAGUGGCAAUGCCAUGCAAAUCCCAAGCGUACAGAUCAAAUCUUCUGCAUUCCCAUGGCUCAUCUUCGCGCAAGCAUUCCACGAGAAUCUCCACCGCCGCCGGCGACGAGGAACUACCCAUUCUCAUCGAUCCCCACCCCCUCGGCAUGGCGGCCCCCGGCGAUCAGGACGAUCGCCGGGACCGAGAGGUCAUCGUCAUGGUUGACCAAGGCGAGAAUAUACCGGCCUCCUGGAACAGACAGCACCAUCGCCGUCCGCUUUCCGCUUCCAGGGACGUGAAGGUCUCCUUCGUGUCCCGCUCUGCCGAUAAUGCCUUUGAUAUCGAGCCCGAAACAUCCAUGGCCGACGGGGAGGAAAACGACGAGGGUGGCUUCCAACAUUUCCAGAACCGUUCCCGGCGGCCGAGCGCCUCUCCGGAAGACGGUGGAGGAGAGGUUUUGAGGUGCACGUCGUUCGACAGCCGGCGGAAGAGCAUGCUGAGGACGAAGACGAAGUCCCGGUUGAUCGACCCGCCGGAGCCUGAGCCCGACAGUCUCUCCAACCGGACCGGAAAGUCGGGCCAGCUGAGAUCCGGCAUGUUAGGUAGACCAUCGGACGAAGAAGAAGACGACCCAUUGUUCGACGAAGACAUUCCCGAGGAUUUCAAGAAAUCCAAGCUCGGCGCACUCGUCAUCCUCGAAUGGCUCAGCCUCAUACUGAUCGUCGCCGCUUUGAUAUGCACGCUCGCUGUCCCGCAGUGGCGAAAAUGGCAAAUCCGAGGACUCUACUGGUGGAAAUGGGAGCUUCUGAUUCUUGGUCUUAUUUGUGGAAGACUGGUCUCCGAUUGGGUGAUCAGAAUUAUGGUUUUCUUCGUGGAGAGAAAUUUUCUGCUGAGAAAAAGGCUUCUUUAUUUCGUCUACGGAUUGAGAAAAGCUGUGCAGAAUUGCAUUUGGCUGGGCCUGGUCUUGCUCGCCUGGCAUUUAUUGUUCGACGAGAGAUUCGAGGAAGAAACAAACAACCAGUUCGUCAGAUUCGUGAACAAGGUUCUGCUUUGUUUCUUGAUCGUUACGUUGCUGUGGCUUGUGAAGACGCUCAUGGUUAAGGUCCUGGCCUCGUCCUUCCAUGUCAGCACCUUCUUCGAUCGAAUCCAGGAAUCGUUGUUCAACCAGUAUGUCAUCGAAACGCUCUCAGGCCCUCCGUUGGUCGGAAUCCCGCACCGCCGCGAGGACGAGGAGCGGUGGGUGUCCGAGCUCCAGAAGUUGCAGAACACCGGCGGCGCGACUCUGCCGCCAGAAAUCCUCUCGCCACAGGCAGCAUUGCCUUCGUUCAAGAAUCGGGGGGUUAUCAGGAGCGGAAACGGUCAAGAAUUGGAGAAUCCGUUGAGCCAGAAGUCGAGAGAAUCGCUCAAGAAGCAGGAUUCCGGGAUAAGCAUCGAUCAUUUGCACAGGCUGAAUACGAAGAACAUCUCGGCCUGGAACAUGAAGAGGUUGAUUAGAAUCGUCAGGCAUGGCGCCCUCUCUACCCUGGAAGAGCAGAUUAUGGAAUCCAACGACGGCGACGAGUCGACCCGGCAUAUAAGAAGCGAACUGGAGGCUAAAGCUGCCGCAAGGAAGAUCUUCCAGAAUGUGGCUGGAAGGGGCAGCAAGUUCAUCUACCUGCAGGAUAUAAUGCGAUUCAUGCGAGAAGACGAGGCUUUGAAGACCAUAACCGUUGUUGUGGGAUCAGCGGAGGGCGAAAGAAUCAGCAAGGCUGCACUGAAGAACUGGGUGGUUAACGCUUUCAGGGAGCGGAGAGCUCUAGCCUUGACGCUCAACGACACGAAAACAGCCGUGAACAAACUGCACCACAUGGUGAAUGUAAUUGUCGGCAUCGUCAUAGCCGUGGUUUGUGUCCUCAUACUUGAAGUGGCCACCAGUAAGUUUCUUCUCUUCCUGAGCUCCCAGAUUGUUGUUGUGGCAUUCAUAUUUGGAAACACCUUGAAGACGAUAUUUGAAGCCAUCAUCUUCUUGUUCGUGAUGCACCCAUUCGAUGUGGGCGAUCGCUGCGAGAUCAAUGGAGUUCAGAUGACAGUGGAAGAGAUGAACAUCUUAACCACCGUGUUUCUGAGAUAUGACAACCAGAAGAUCAUUUAUCCAAACAGUACUCUCUCCACAUUGCCCAUCAGCAACUAUUAUCGCAGUCCAGACAUGGGCGAUUCCGUCGAUUUCUCUGUCCACAUUGCAACUCCAGCCGAAAAGAUUGCCAUUAUCAGGCAAAGAAUCACAAGUUACAUUGAGAGCAAGAAGGACCACUGGUACCCCUCUCCCACAAUCAUACUGAUGGAUAUACACGGACUAAACACAGUAAAGGUAUCGAUAUGGCUGAGACACCGAAUGAACCACCAAGACGUAGUGGAGAGGUUUCAGAGGCGAGAGCUCGUGAUAGAAGAGAUGGUUAAGAUUUUCAAAGAGCUCGACAUCGAGUACAGGCUGCUCCCUCUGGACAUCAACGUUCGCAGCAUGCCAACCGCUAUGGAAUCCACUCGGAUGCCUUCUAGCUGGACAGCCUCUUACCAGUGA